AUGCGCGUUCAAAGCCGUUGGGCGGAAAGGAGUGAAUGGAAGAAAUUUGACUGCACUGUCAUGUUUCAAUCCUUCCUUUUUGUUUUUGUUUUUGUUUUUGUUUUUUAUGUCUGUGUGUGGUGUACAUGUAUGUAUUCUCCCCUGCUGUCUAUCUCUCUCUCUCUCCCUCUCUGCUCAGUGAUAGUGAGGACAAUGACCGACACAAAACGGAUGGCAAAUGCCAAUAGCGGCCUGCCGCAACCCCCCGCCGAAGGUGAUGCCGCGAAGUCCGACCCAUUGGAGGGCAUUCUUGGCACGCAUCCGGAUUGCAAAUAUAUAAAGAAGAAGUUACUGGGCCAGGGCAGUUUUGGCAGCGCGUGGCGUGUGGAGGAACGGGAAACAGGGACGAUCUACGCGGCGAAAGUCAUGGACACCAACAACAUGAGCUCCAAGGAUCGCGGUUUUGUAACAAACGAAGUAAAGUGCCUCUCGCGCUGCAACAAUGCGAACAUCAUACGACAUCACGUUUCUUACGAACGGGGUGGGAUGCUUCUGAUCAUCAUGGAAUACGCUGACGGUGGAGAUCUCUACAAGCAAAUUAAAGCACGACAGCAGUCCACACGGUAUUUUAAGGAGCACGAGGUCCUAUUUAUUUUCCUACAGCUCUGUCUUGCCCUUGACCACAUCCACAUGAACAAGAUGAUGCACAGGGACCUGAAAACAGCCAAUGUCCUUCUUACCACCACAGGGCUGGUGAAGCUGGGCGAUUUUGGUUUCUCCCGGCAGUAUGAGGACUCGCUCUCCAACCCAGUCGGCUCCACAUUCUGCGGCACGCCGUACUACUUGAGCCCGGAGCUCUGGCGCCGCGCACCAUACAGCAAGAAGAGUGAGAUGUGGGCGCUUGGUGUUGUGUUGUAUGAAGUUAUUGUCCUCAAACGCCCCUUUGGCGGCCGUAACAUGGACGAGCUCAUUGACAACAUUCUGCACGCCCGCCGCCAGCCGCUUCCAAAUAUUUACAGUGAAGAUCUACGCAACGUGUGCGACCAGCUGCUCUCGCUUGACCCGAAGUAUCGCCCGUCUCUUCGACAGUUGUUUCAACAGCCGUUUAUCCGCAAAGGGCUUGAGACGCUGCGUCGUAGUGUAUUGAACCACAACCGCAUUCCGCAGAAUGUGCAGAAGGACAUUGCCUGCAACGUGGACGAGGUGCUCAACUCCGACAUUCAAGACUACGAGAGCAGUCGUGUGGUGCCGCGGCGAGGGAUUGUCACCCGGCACACGGCAGAUCGCGGCUGGCAGGAUUGCGAACUUUUGUUGGACGAGGAGGCGGUCGUUAUGCGGGAUGUGGCGACUGGCUCGGAGGAGCGUGUUGAACUGAACGCCCUGACAUCCGUUUGUCCCAUUGACGCCGCGAUUGCGCAUGAAAAGUUUGUCUUUGCGAUGAAAAACCAAACUGGGAAGGCCUUUUGGUUCAAAGAAGUCAACGAGACGUCGUACGAGGAGUGGCUUGUCGCUCUGCAGAACGCCUUGCCAUUUUAA
This is a messenger RNA of Trypanosoma cruzi, 1515 nucleotides long. RefSeq names its product serine/threonine-protein kinase A, putative. The coding region runs from base 1 to 1515 and encodes 504 amino acids. Lineage: Eukaryota; Euglenozoa; Kinetoplastea; Trypanosomatida; Trypanosomatidae. The record is from RefSeq and is a predicted model, not a curated record. The transcript has a single exon. Gene Ontology annotation, biological process: protein phosphorylation. Gene Ontology annotation, molecular function: ATP binding; protein kinase activity.